AUAUUAAUAUAAGUAUGCACAUGAUUCAAGGAGUCACUGAGGCUCCUGACUUAUAGUCAAUCUCACUACUCUCAAGUCCUUCGACUUUGGAGCUCACUCGAACAUGUCUCGGUGACCCGGAUACUUGCAGUCAGCCCCAGGCUGCAACCGACUCUGCUCAUUCCAGUUUUUCCUCGUCUCACCGGGGCUCGCAUGAGGCACAGGCGGUUACUUGCCAUUCGCGAGCCUCAUGCCAUUAGCCUGCAUGCCUACCCAAGAUGCCUUAUAGUUUGGAGACUGAGGCACAUGUCUAGCCCGAUUACUGCCUUGCAAUUUUGUCCAGCCGGGCAUUCGUCAUGCUCGCUUCCUAGACACCCUCAGUUAGUAAGCCUCGACCUUACCCUCUGGUAGAUGAUUGUAUUUCAAUGAACACAGCAUGACCAUAUUCGCCUCAAUGAAAGGGCUCUUUACCGCCGCUCCUCAACCAAGUUACCCAAAGGCGGUUAUGUUAUUCAAUAUGAUCUGCCACCGACGUGCGUAGUGUUGUCAUUAAGCUGUGGCUUGAAUUGUUCUUGCUACAUUACCACACCUAGAUAUCUCAAUUACCUUUCGCUUCGUGCCUUGAUUCACAAGCUCAAUGGAUGGUAGGAGAAGAUGCCUACUCAAAUUACUCAUUCAUGAGCGUCUCAUGCCUCGCUCGCUCUUUGAUACAAGGGCAUUCCCUAGGUCAUUUCCGACAACCAGGAUGGAGACUGCUGUUUGCUACAAACACUUGGCAGCUUCCUCUCACUGUGAUACCUGUCAGAAGUAGAAACACACUCGCUUUCCACCCAGAUUUGCAUGGAUAUAGAACA
This is a messenger RNA of Colletotrichum phormii, 833 nucleotides long. RefSeq lists its product as uncharacterized. NCBI's taxonomy places the organism in Eukaryota, Fungi, Ascomycota, Sordariomycetes, Glomerellales, Glomerellaceae. The transcript is spliced from 2 exons. The coding region runs from base 193 to 390 and encodes 65 amino acids. The record is from RefSeq and is a predicted model, not a curated record.